Sesamum indicum (sesame) is the source of this 2601-nucleotide messenger RNA. Its product is annotated as Tetratricopeptide repeat (TPR)-like superfamily protein. NCBI's taxonomy places the organism in Eukaryota, Viridiplantae, Streptophyta, Magnoliopsida, Lamiales, Pedaliaceae. Gene Ontology annotation, molecular function: protein binding. Gene Ontology annotation, biological process: mitotic sister chromatid cohesion. The record is from RefSeq and is a predicted model, not a curated record.
UUCCUUUCUUCAGUGCGUUUUGGUUCCGGUUGAGGUUGAGAGUAUGGUGAAAGGGCGAGAGCAUUAAAAACCGGCGAUGGAAGCGGUGGCGGAAGGGCUGUGGGCGCUGGCGGAGCACCACGAGCAGAGAAGGGAGAUAGGGAAGGCGGUGAAAUGCCUUGAGGCGAUUUGCCAGAGCCCAGUCUCGUUUCUCCCCAUUGUUGAAAUCAAAACCCGCCUCCGAGUCGCCGCUCUUCUUCUGAAGCACUCGCACAAUGUCAAUCACGCAAAAGCUCACCUGGAGCGUUCCCAACUUCUCUUGAAGUCUAUUCCUUCUUGCUUUGAGCUGAAGUGCAGAGCUUAUAGCCUGUUGAGCCAGUGCUACCAUCUUGUGGGAGCAAUUCCUUCACAAAAACAGAUAUUAAACAAGGGUGUAGAACUCACUGCACUUUCUGGAGAUGGGUUUGCAGGAGGGUUAUGGUCUUGCAACUUCAAUUCUCAGCUUGCAAAUGCCCUGAUAAUUGAGGGAGACUACAAUGGGUCAAUUUUGUCAUUGCAACAAGGAUUUAGUUGUGCUGUGGAGAUGUGUUACCCGGAACUGCAGAUGUUUUUUGCUACUUCAAUAUUGCACGUCCGUGUGAUGCAGUGGGACAGCACAAGUCUGGUAGAGGAAUCUGUCAACAGAUGCAAUUUCAUAUGGGAAUCUAUUGAGCCUGAUAAAAGACAACAUUGCCUCGGGUUACUGUUUUAUCACGAGCUGCUGCAAUUAUUCUACCUACUCCGGAUAUGUGACUACAAGACUGCUGCUCAACGUAUUGAUAAAUUGGAUGCUGCUAUGAAGUCUGACAUGGAGAGGAUGCAACAAAUACGAGAACUCACGAAUGAACUUGAUGUGUUAAAUCGUAGUCUCUCACGCUCUGACUUGAACUACAAAGACAGAACUGCUCUUGCUGAAAAACAAACUAAGCUGGAGGAAAGACUUAGUAAUUACACAGGAACAAAUUUAACUGGAAAAGCAAGCUUGGAGCCUGCAUAUUUUGGAAAUGUGAAGCGAGCAUGGCCUGAUAAGCUUGAGUUGGCUCCACCUCCUAUUGAUGGGGAAUGGCUGCCUAAAAGUGCGGUCUAUGCAUUGGUAGAUCUUAUGGUGGUUGUUUUUAGCAGGCCAAAAGGGCUUUUUAAGGAGUGCCAGAAGAGGAUUCAAUCUGGGUUACAAACCAUUCAAGUUGUUUUACAUGCAGAGGAGCUGUUGCAAUUGGGGAUUACUGACAGGGUCAAAGAAGUGGAGUUGCAACACUCUGCAAUUUGGAUGGCUGGUGUAUAUUUAAUGCUUCUAAUGCAGUUCCUGGAAAACAAAGUAGCUAUUGAUCUUACACGAACUGAAUUCGUAGAAGCACAAGAGGCUUUGGUGCAGAUGAGAAAUUGGUUUGUUCGCUUUCCAACCAUCCUACAGGCUUGUGAGAGCACAAUUGAGAUGCUAAGGGGCCAAUAUGCACAUUCUGUGGGCUGCUAUAGUGAAGCGGCUUUCCAUUUUCUUGAAGCAUCAAAGUUGACUCAAAGUAAAUCGACGCAAGCCAUGAGCCAAAUUUAUGCAGCAGUCUCUUUUAUCUGCAUCGGUGAUGCUGAAUCUUCAGCCAAGGCUGUUGAUUUGAUAGGACCUGUUUUAGGAGUGAUAGACUCCUUUGUUGGGGUUCGAGAAAAGACCUGUGCUUUGUAUACUUAUGGAUUUCUACUUAUGAGGCAACAGAAUUUACAAGAAGCCAGAGUCCGGCUAGCUUCUGGCUUGCAGACUACACAUACUUACUUGGGAAACCUACAACUUGUUUCCCAGUAUUUGACUGUGCUAGGAAAUUUGGCACUUGCUCUACAUGACACUGGACAAGCCAGAGAAAUCUUAAGAUCUGCCCUGACAUUGUCAAAAAAGCUUUAUGAUAUUCCAACGCAGAACUGGGUUCUCUCAAAUUUGACAGCUCUGUACCAGCAAUCAGGGGAGAAAGGGAGUGAAAUGGAGAAUCUCGAGUAUCAAAGGAGAAAAAUUGAGGAUUUGCAGCAAAGACUUGCCACUGCACGUUCAUCAGUUCAUCAUAAUGAACUGAUUGAGAAAGUAAAACUCCAAGUCCAACAAUUGAAUGAGCAUGACAUGAAGCGAGCGAUUGCAGGCCCUUCCAAGAGCAUCGAUCUUGACAUACCUGAAUCUGUUGGGUUGUUAACUCCUCAACCAAUGCCUUCAUCAGCGAGGCUUAUGGAUCAGGACAUUGGGAGGCUUAGGAAGAGGAAAGUAUAGUGUCCAUCCUGCCUGUAAGUUAAAACUUGUAUUAACAUAUUCAAACCGCGGAAGGACAGACAUGCUCUUUCGUUGAUAGGUAUGAUUAUCCACUCUAAUGUGAAAUGCAUCAUUCGAGUCUAGUAGCGGUAUAUAUAAUACACAUAUAUAGGUAAAUCAUGUCAUCUUAAGAAUUCUAAUAGGCACUAGAACCGAUCGCUCUUGUAAAGCUCUUCUUUGUUUUCGUGGGUAGAUUAUUAACUUGUAAUUUUUUUUCUUGUUCAUCGUAUUGUAUUUUCAAAUUUCAGUGGUUAGAAAAUUCACUUUCUAUGCCCAGAAAAAUUUAGUAGUAGUUGGACUUU